GCCAGUAGUUUGAUAAAAUCCCCCAAAUUAAUCACGUUCAAUCGAGAUCUCCCAGCUAUCAUGAGUAUUUCAAGUUUUUUCGGAAUAAAGCGGGAUAGAGAUAAGUUCAAGAGAUCGAGCUACAGAGCUAGCAAAUACAGUGGAAGAGCAAGUAAACGUGGUAGCGGUCGAGCCAGCAAACGAUCAAUCAAAUCGAACAGUAAAUCCCGGACCAGCACCAGACGGCUGCAAGGAUAUAGAACGAAAAAGGCCGGUGAGCGUAUAGCCUGGGAGCUGCAUCACGUGACCUUGAACCGUGUCUCUGGGUUCGGGUUUGGUAUUGCUGUCUCCGGGGGGAGGGAUAACCCUCACUUCUCUAAUGGCGACACUUCUAUUGCUAUUUCUGAUGUGCUUAAAGGAGGGCCAGCAGAAGGAAAACUAAUGAUCAAUGAUCGCGUGAUUUCUGCAAACAAGAUUUCUUUAGAAGGGGUGGACUACGCUACUGCAGUACAGGUGCUGCGAGAUAGCGGUCAGAGUGUGAACCUGGUUGUAAAGCGACGAAUAGUUCUCCCCGCCCCCCCAGAACCACAGAAUAUAAGAGUAUCUCUAGUCAAAACCAAGAAGAAAGAUGAUUUUGGGAUCGUUCUUGGAUGUAAGAUCUAUAUAAAGGAGAUCUCUGGGCGAUCACUAGCGGAUAAAGAGGGCAGUUUGCAGGUUGGGGAUUUGAUCCAAAAGUUGAACUCCUUGAGUGUGGACGGGUUAAGCCUGAAGGAGACAAGGAAGGUUCUGGAAUCUGCGAAAGAAAAGUUGGAAAUUACAGUUCAGAGAGAUCCUUACCGGUCACCUUUAAAGACUGAUGCUGCGGAGUCGAGAUUAGGAGAAAACCUUUACAGUUCCCCGCCCAGGAAGGAUGGGAAGGGGCGGUACGAAGAGACCACACCCCCUUCAAGACCACCUCCACCCAAAGAAUCAGUGGAUUACGGGAUAACACCGAGGAAUAAGGAUGACGCAUCUCACUCAUCUAAAUCAAAAACUAACUUACCUGACCCGAGAUUUAUAAGCUUCCAGAAAGAUGGGUCAGUCGGGAUUCGUCUUACAGGGGGUAAUGACAGCGGUAUAUUUGUAACAGCUGUACAGCCGGGUAGUCCAGCUGCACAGCAGGGGUUACAGCCAGGAGAUAAAAUAAUAAAGGUGAAUGACAUGGAUAUGUCUGGUGUGACUAGAGAGGAAGCUGUACUCUACCUGCUCUCCCUGCAGGACCAGAUAGAUCUAAUUGUACAGUACAGGAAGGAGGAAUACGAACAGAUUGUACAGAAUCAG
Eurytemora carolleeae is the source of this 1299-nucleotide messenger RNA. Its product is annotated as tight junction protein ZO-2. Gene Ontology annotation, molecular function: cell adhesion molecule binding. Gene Ontology annotation, biological process: protein localization to cell-cell junction; cell-cell junction organization; cell-cell adhesion. The record is from RefSeq and is a predicted model, not a curated record. Lineage: Eukaryota; Metazoa; Arthropoda; Copepoda; Calanoida; Temoridae. Gene Ontology annotation, cellular component: bicellular tight junction; plasma membrane.